Molecule: messenger RNA, 12024 nt
Organism: Aricia agestis (brown argus)
Lineage: Eukaryota; Metazoa; Arthropoda; Insecta; Lepidoptera; Lycaenidae
Gene: Dhc62B
Product: dynein axonemal heavy chain 12
Exons: 3
Coding region: 63-11861 (3932 amino acids)
Biological process (GO): microtubule-based movement
Cellular component (GO): dynein complex
Molecular function (GO): dynein light intermediate chain binding; ATP binding; ATP hydrolysis activity
Source: RefSeq, a predicted model, not a curated record
UUAUUUUACUAUUUUAUUAUGUUUGCAGAUUUUUAUCAUAGUAAUUAACUAAAACUUUUACAAUGAACGAAAGUGAGUUACGAAGAUUGUGCACUACGAAAAAUGGAUGCCGCAUACCUCCCAUGCUCCCGAUACCGGAUAUUCAUCAAAUGGAUAAACUACCUUUCAUACCGUUGCCGCGGUAUAAUCGAGCCAAGGAGAAACGAGCCAAAUUUCAAAAGGUAUUAGAAGAAUCGGCUGUGCGGAAGAAAAUUAAAAUAGCUUGCCCGCCACUUGAAAGAUGCGAAAGAGACCUCCUGGAAAUAUCUCAGGAGAGGCACAUUGCGAUUCUACGCCACAACGCUGAGAAAAUCCAACCGCCGCCAAUGCUGAAAUCCUGGGAACGAAAAAUCCAAAAUCUUGUCCCGAUCAAACUCAGGAGCGCCUUCCCAUCUUUGACUGAAGAAUUGAUAAAGGAAAGUAAGAAGGAGUGGGAUCAUCAUUUACACGAUUUGGCGGUAAAAUCGGUUAUCCGCGAAACUCCUGGUGUUCCAAGAAAAAGGUAUGUCGAACCACCAUUUAAAUUCAAGGGCAUAACACCGAACCACCCAAAAAUGAUGCUAUACCGCAGGAGACUCAAAGAUCGUUCGUUGCUUCUGCAUCCGUUCAUUCGACUCAUCCUUGAGUCUGCUGAAAAAACCUUUCCCUCGUUUAUAAUAAAUUUGGCCGAACAUAGAGCUAAGGGACCCAUGAAGCUCGACGAGUUUCAGACGAAAGUACUGGAAGCGAUCAAACGGGCUGACUACUUAGUUUCCAGUACUUGGUACUCCAUACUCGUGAACUGGUUGAAGAAUCCUAGAUGUUUGAGGGGAAUGCGCCCCAAACAAAUACCUACCUUUGUUAAAUGUGCCACUAAAGAAAUAUCUAUGCAAGUGCAAGAAUUGAUGCGUAGAUCUAUCGACAGCAUCGUAGAUGCUCUAAAGGACCCUGAAUCAGUGCCAAUUUUAUGUAUUGAGCUAGAUUUUGAUAGUGAGUUUGUUUACGUUCCUUCGUUGGAACACAUUUAUGAGACGUAUCAUACUAUAGUAAAUGCUAUAACUUAUAUAUCGCAAAGACUCAUGCCAAUUGAACAAUAUCUGAAGAUACCGUAUACCAACGAUACCUUGGUAAUAAAAUAUAACGAAUGGCUGUACAAAGAUGGUCAUGAAAGAUUGCAAAAGCAACUUUACCUCGUAUACUUACCGCUUCAGCAGUACACCGAAAGAUUACGACUAGAAUAUGACAUGCUGUAUGGCGUAGCCGCCGAAGGUGCCGUACAACAAUUUAUUGAAAAUGCUAAAGAAUUUGAGGAAUCACGAGAAAAAAUUAUAUAUUUCCAGCACAUCGAUUCAAACAUAACAGCCGUCUUAGAAAAGGAGUAUUUUAAUUGUGCAGUUGUGAAUCAGCUAAAAAUGAUUAAUGGGCUUAAGACGCGAGCACAAGAAUUCAUAAACAACAUAAUCAAUGGUCUAGUGAAAAAUCAUACGAAUGAAAACGAAAGCAUAUGUUCAGAAUUUGAAACGAUUGCAGAGAAAGCUUUGAAAGCUCCUGCAAAUGCGGCCGAGUUAAUUGAACAAGGCGUUUAUAUUUUACACGCUAAAACUGUAUUAGUAGAAUCUUUAAAAGAAAGGAUAUUGAGGCAAAUUAGUAUUGUUUCGAAUUUAAUAGAACUAACAUCACUUUCUCCGGAACACGUUGCACUAAACACAAGAACUGUUAAUUGGAUUACAGAUAUCAAACCUAUUUUUAAUAAAAACGCAGCAGCGUAUGAAACUUUCAAAGCAGAAAUGGAAGAAUAUUUACUAGCACAAAUUGCACGUCUCAAUAAUGAAGUAAAAGAAAUAACACCUUAUUUAGAAAUUUUAAAUAACAUGGAUGACAUCAACCAUACUUUUGAAUACUUGGAAUAUUUAAGAAAACUUGUACAUCGCUUACAAGAUUGUGACAAUAUAGUAAUCUGGAUCAACAACGAAGAAAAAACUUUCAAAUUUCCUCUUUCCAGCUAUUCAGAUCUGGAGGAGUUAAAAGAUUUUAUAUUGCCAUUUCAUUGUUUGGUGUAUUUGGUACAUAAAUGGAGGAGAAGUUUUUACACAUGGAUGGAUGGUCCCUUUGAAUACUUAGAUCAUAUAAAAAUUGAACAAGAUCACGAUUACUACUAUAAAGAAUUCUUAAAAAUAUCUAAAGCAUAUCGAGCUAAAAUUAAACAGCAAAUAGCAGAGGGCAUUGAAAAACGAUUUCAGGGUUUAGUAGAUGAUCCAGAUAUUAAUAAUCUGCCAGCUCCUAUGAAACUUUGCGCUCAAGCCAUAGCUGAGAUAAAAGAUUGGAGACCUAAUGUCCAAAUGGCUCAUAUCAUGUGCAAUCCUGCUUUAGUGCAGCGUCAUUGGGACGAAAUGUCAAAAAUUGCAGGAUUCGACUUAACUCCUAAUGCAGGAACUACUCUUCGAAAAAUCAUUAAUAUGGAUCUUUGGAGUGAUAUCGAUGAAUAUGAAAUAAUAAGCGUAGCUGCAACAAAAGAACUGGCCCUUAUAACAAAUUUGAAUAAAAUGAUCGAUGAAUGGGCAGAUAUUUGUUUUAAAACAAGUAUGUAUAAAGAUACCGGAAUUUAUAUACUUUCGGGCCUUGAUGAUAUUCAAACUGUUUUAGAUGAUCACAUCAUUAAAACGAUUGGUAUGCGAGGAUCUGCGUUCGUGAAGCCUUUUUUAAAACAGGUGCGUUCAUGGUAUGAAAAAAUCACAAGAAUGAAUGCAACCAUAGAUGAAUGGGGGAAAGUUCAAAGUCAAUGGUUAUACCUUUUACCAAUAUUUUCUUCAAAAGAUAUCGUUGCUCAAAUGCCUGAAGAAGGAGUAAUGUUUGCUGAAGUUAAUAAUAUUUAUAGAAGAUACAUGGGAACAGUUGAUAAAGACCCACACGUUAUAACGAUUGCUGGUGAAUCUGGUGUUUUAGAACAAUUUAAAAUAGCUUCCGAUCUUAUGGAAAAAAUAAACGAUGGUGUUAACAGCUACUUAGAAAAAAAACGCUUGUAUUUCCCAAGAUUCUUUUUUCUAUCUAAUGAUGAAAUGUUAGAAAUUUUGUCGGAAACAAAAAAUCCACUCAAAGUACAGCCUCAUUUGAAAAAAUGUUUUGAAGGUAUCAAUAAAUUAGUUUUUGACAAUGACUAUAAUAUAUCGGCUAUGAUAUCUGUCGAAGACGAACAAGUAGAGUUCCUAAACAUAAUUGAUGUAGCUGCAGCAAGAGGAUCAGUUGAGAAAUGGCUAGUUCAGGUUGAAGACCAAAUGCUUAAAUCAGUGAAAUCAGAGACGGAACUAUCAUACUAUGAAUAUUCCAAUUCAAACCGUGUGGAUUGGAUUUUAUCAUGGGAAGGCAUGGUAGUACUGGCAAUUUCUCAAAUAUAUUGGGCUGUAGAUGUACACGAUUGCCUAAAGACUCAUAAGGUUACCGCACUUGAAACUUUUCACAACAACUUAACAAAGCAAUUGAAUGAAACUGUAGCUAUUAUUCGAAGAGAAGACCUCACGAAGCUCAACAGUGUGACUGUAAAAGCCCUCAUUGUGAUAGACGUGCACGCUAAAGAUGUUAUCCAAGACCUCAUAGAAAAGAAUGUAACAGAGGUAACAGACUUUCAAUGGUUGGCGCAAUUACGCUAUUAUUGGGAAGAAAAUAGGGUUGUUGUUAAAAUUAUUAAUGCUGUAGUUAAUUACGCUUAUGAAUAUCUUGGUAACUCAGACCGAUUGGUAAUUACACCAUUAACAGAUCGGUGCUAUCGUACCCUAAUUGGUGCGUAUUAUUUACAUUUAAAUGGUGCUCCGGAGGGGCCGGCAGGCACAGGAAAAACUGAAACUACAAAAGACUUAGCGAAAGCUUUAGCAGUUCAAUGUGUUGUUUUUAAUUGUUCUGAUGGCUUGGACUACAAAGCCAUGGGCAAAUUUUUUAAAGGUUUAGCUUCUUGUGGAGCAUGGGCUUGUUUUGACGAAUUUAACAGGAUAGAAGUAGAAGUUUUAUCUGUUGUAGCACAGCAAAUUCUGUGUAUUGUUCAAGCUAUUCGCCAAAAUUUAAAAACAUUUGAAUUUGAAGGUACUACACUCACUCUCAAUCCGGCUUGUUACGUAUGUAUUACUAUGAAUCCCGGUUAUGCCGGUCGGUCAGAGCUACCAGACAAUCUUAAAGUACUGUUUAGGACAGUAGCAAUGAUGGUUCCCGAUUAUGCAAUGAUAGGUGAAAUCUCACUGUACUCCUUCGGCUUUAUUGAUGCUCGUAGUUUGUCAGUUAAAAUUGUUACUACUUAUCGACUUUGUUCCGAACAGUUGUCGUCUCAAAAUCAUUAUGACUACGGCAUGAGAGCAGUUAAAACAGUAUUGUCCGCUGCCGGUAAUUUAAAAAGGAAUUUCCCUAAUGAGAACGAAAGCAUAUUAAUAUUAAGGUCCCUAACUGACGUAAAUUUGCCAAAAUUUUUAUCUUUUGAUGUGCCCCUAUUUGAGGGAAUAAUUUCUGACCUGUUCCCAGGUAUUAUUUUACCAAAACCCGAUUACGAUCUUUUUAUAAAUGCUUGUAAAGAGUGUUGUAAUAAAAAUAACCUCCAGCCGGUGGAUUGCUUUUUGCUUAAAAUUAUUCAAACAUACGAAAUGAUGAUAGUCAGACAUGGCUUCAUGUUAGUUGGAGAUCCAUUUUCUGGUAAGUCAAUGACUUUAAAAACAUUAUCGGAAGCUUUAACGCUGAUGAAAUCAAAAGAUGAACCUGGAGGCUGUGAAUGCACUUACAAAGUUCUAAAUCCAAAAGCAGUCACAAUGGGCCAACUUUAUGGUGCUUUUGAUCCUAUAUCCUAUGAAUGGACCGAUGGAAUAGUUGCGACCAUUUUUAGAGAAUUUGCAUCAGACACUUCGCCUACCAGAAAGUGGAUUGUAUUUGAUGGGCCCGUAGAUGCGGUUUGGAUUGAAAACAUGAACACUGUUUUAGAUGAUAAUAAGAAAUUGUGCCUAACGUCUGGAGAAGUAAUCGCUAUGACUAAUGAAAUGACCAUGAUAUUUGAAGUGAUGGACUUAGCGCAAGCAUCUCCAGCUACUGUGUCGAGGUGCGGUAUGAUAUACAUGGAAUCCAAAUCGUUCGGAUUUAGGCCAUUUUAUCAAUCUUGGCUAAAAACGUUGAAUCCAUAUUGGUUGGAAGAAAACGAGGAGCUUAUUUUUCACAUGUGUGAAUGGCUUUUUGAACCUUUAAUAUAUUUUGUUCAAAAGCAAUGCACGCAGCUUAUUACAGCUGGUGAAGUUAACUUAGUCACAAGUACACUACGUCUUGUUGAAAUGUUAAUGGACAGUGCAAUAAAAGGCGAAGAAGAUACUAAGUACACAAGGACUUGGAUUUUCGCAUCAUUUAUGAUGGGUUUCGUAUGGGGUGUUGGCGGGAUACUAAAGACUGAGUCUCGCGAAAGAUUUGAUGAUUUAUUAAAAGAAUACAUACGUGGUGAAAAGGGUAUUCCACCUGAAAUUGAUAAGAUUGAUAUAUCAAUGCCAGAUGGUAUGAUUUUCGAUCAUUUUUAUUUGUAUAAAGGUAAAGGCUGCUGGAAAACUUGGAUGGAUGCAGUGAAAACGGUUAAGUUCAAGGAGCAAAUAAAUUUACUUCAGACUGUUGUACCUACAUUGGAGUCAGAAAAACUUGCUUACGUCUUAAAUCUACAUACGAAAUAUUUUAAACCGUUUAUUGUUAUUGGACCCACAGGAACUGGCAAAAGCUUUUAUGUACAAAACUUUUUGAUGAAUAAUAUUGAUAUGGAAAAAUAUAUCCCCGGAUUCAUUACUUUCACAACGACUACCUCAGCAAAUCAAACACAGGAUCUCGUUAUUUCUAAGUUAGUUAAGAUUCGAAAAAACUUUUAUGGGCCAACUAAAGGCAAGAAGGCACUUAUAUUCAUUGAUGACAUGAACAUGCCUGCUAAAGAAAAAUACGGCGCUCAACCAGCUAUUGAGUUAUUAAGAUUAUACUUGGAUCAAAAGCAUUGGUACGACCUUAAAACUACGGAUAAAAUUUAUAUAAAAGAUACUCUGUUUUACGGUGCAAUUGCUCCUGUUGGUGGUAGCCGACAACUCAUUUACCCCAGAAUGUUAAGGCAUUUUAAUAUUUACUCUAUUAACGAAUUUCCCAAGGAGAGCAUGACUAAAAUAUUUACGUCCCUUUUGCAAAUAGGUUGGAAAAGAAAUGGAUUUAGCCAAGAUGCCCAAGUCUUUAUUUUGAAUACUAUAUCAGCUACAAUAGAAAUAUAUGAGCUGGCUAUGGAAGGAUUGAGACCGACGCCAGCUAAAUCUCAUUACAUAUUUAAUUUACGUGAUAUUUCGAGGGUUAUUCAAGGCUGCUCUUUGUUAAGAAAAGAAUCUACUGAAAACAAAAAAGUUUUUACUAGAAUUUGGAUCCACGAAGUAAUGCGUGUUUUUGCCGAUAGACUUGUAGACGAAGAAGAUCGAACUUGGUUCUUUAAUGUCCUUAAAAAAUGUACACUAAAUUUUAUGAAAGAAACCUUCGAGUCAGUGCUAGACACGUAUCAGGAUGAAAAUGGUGAAGUCUCUCAAGAUUCCUUAAAACGGUUGAUGUUUGGCAGUUAUUUAGAUUUAGACAGCUUAGAAGGUGAAAGAAAAUAUGAAGAAGUACCUUCUCGAGAAACUUUAUCAAAUAUUGCUCUAGCAAUGUUAGCAGAAUAUAAUGCAAUGCACAAAGCAAAAAUGAAUAUAGUUCUAUUUGAUUACGCUUUAGAACAUUUAUCCAAAGUGUGUCGCAUUUUGUCAAUGCCAUCCGGUAAUGCAUUAUUAGUUGGAGUAGGAGGAUCAGGAAGGCAGUCCUUAACAAGGUUAGCUGCAACAAUUUUGGGCCAACAAGUUUAUCAGCCUCAAAUUACAAAAUCGUAUAGUGUCAAAGACUGGCAUGAUGAUAUUAAAGUAGUUUUACGUGAGUCGGGAGGCUUGAAUAAAGAUACAGCUUUUCUUUUUACUGAAACUCAAAUAAAAGAGGAAGUAUUUAUACAAAAUUUAGACAGUUUGUUAAAUUCGGGAGAAGUGCCUAAUUUAUAUGGGCUUGAUGAGAAACAGGAAAUUUUAGAUUUAGUGCGAUUGGCUGCUCAAGGUGGUAAUCGCAAUCUUGAUAUUAGCCCUUUGCAAAUUCUUGCAUUUUAUGUAGCGAGGUGUAAGAUGAAAUUACAUAUCAUUUUGUGCUUUAGUCCUAUUGGGAGUUCUUUUAGAACUAGAUUAAGGCUGUAUCCGUCACUUGUAAAUUGCUGUACCAUUGACUGGUACGAUAACUGGCCUGAAGAUGCUCUAGAGAUGGUAGCUAACAGUUACAUGGUAAAGGUAAAUGUUCCUGAUAAAGUCAAGCAAGCAGCAGUUAUUGCAUGCAAACAAUUUCAUAUCGACGCUCGUGUAGUUUGUACAGACUUCUAUAAUCGCUUCGGCAGAAAAACUUACAUUACAUCGGCUUCAUAUUUGGAUCUCAUAAAAUUGUUUGCAAGUUUGACAAAUAAAAAACAAAGAGAAUUACGCGCAGCUAAACUAAGAUACACAAAUGGAUUGGACAAAUUAAAUCACGCAGCCGAAGCAGUAGCUAUCAUGCAGCAAGAUCUAAAUGAACUGAAACCACAGCUUAUAAUAAUGGCCACAAAAUCAGCUAAAAUGAUGGAAGAAAUCGAAAUGGAAACUAUAACGGCAGAUAAAGCUGCAGCACAAGUAAGAGAAGAUCAAAAAGUAGCUAAUGUACAAGCAGCGGCAGCUCAAGAUUUAAAGAAAGAUUGUGAAGCAGAUUUAGCUCUUGCUUUGCCAAUUUUAGAAGAUGCUAUUGCAGCGUUAAACACCCUUAAACCAGCAGAUAUUACAAUUGUUAAAUCAAUGAAGAAUCCACCUGCAACAGUGAAAUUAGUCAUGGCGGCUGUUUGUGUAAUGAAAGGCAUUCCUCCUGACAAGAUACCAGAUCCAAAUAAUCCAGGUAAAAAAAUGCUUGACUAUUGGGGCCCAAGUAAAAGAAUUUUAGGUGAUAUGGCAUUUUUAGAUUCACUUAGAAAUUUUGAUAAAGAUAAUAUUCCUGUAGCGACUAUGCAAAAAAUACGAAAGGAGUAUCUUUCUCAUAAAGAUUUUAAGCCUCAUAUUAUUGCAAAAGCAUCCACUGCGGCUGAAGGAUUAUGUAAAUGGAUUAUCGCUAUGGAUAUGUAUGAUGCAGUAGCUAAAGUAGUGGCUCCUAAGAAGGCUAAAUUGGAAGCUGCCGAAAAAGAGUUUGCUGAAACGAUGGCAAUUUUAGAGGAAAAGAAAGCUACUGUUGCUAGACUUGAAGCAAAAUUAGCUGAACUGAAUGAAGCAUUGGAAGAAGCAAAUAUGAAAAAGAAAGCCCUUGAAGAUGAAGUUCAGCUUUGCAUUGAUAAAUUAUAUCGAGCUGAAAAAUUGAUUGGUGGAUUAGGUGGCGAAAAGGUGAGAUGGAUAGCUGCUGCUGAUGAUUUGCAACAUUUAUUUGAUAAUCUAGCCGGAGAUACACUUGUUUCUUGUGGAAUUAUUGCAUACAUGGCGCCGUACACAUUACCAGUUCGUACCCCUGUGAUAGAAAAAUGGAGAGAUCUUAUUAUUGAACUUGAUAUGCCGCACUCUAACCAGUUUAUUUUCAAAGACAUUUUAGGUUCUGACAUUAAAAUACAAAAUUGGUGCAUUGCAGGACUUCCUCGAGAUUCUUUUUCAAUUGACAAUGCAGUCAUACUUAAUAACUCAAUGCGAUGGUCACUACUUGUUGACCCUCAGACUCAAGCUAAUAAAUGGAUUAAAACAAUGGAAAAAUCUAACGAUCUUCAGGUAAUUAAGUUUACCGAUGGCAGUUAUAUGAAGAUUAUUGAAACGUGUUUAGAAUAUGGAAAACCAGCACUAAUUGAAGGCAUUUUAGAAGAUUUAGAAGUACCUCUAGAUCCAAUUUUAUUAAGGCACACAUACUUUCAAGGCGGCAAAGAGUUUAUAGCUCUGGGAGAUAAUGCAAUUGAGUACCAUCCAAAUUUUAGAUUGUACAUGACCACAAAGCUACGAAAUCCCCACUAUUUACCUGAAGUAUUUAACAAAGUAACUUUAAUAAAUUUCGCUCUCACGCACGAAGGAUUAGAAGACCAAUUACUAGGAAUCGUCGUAGCAAAAGAAAGACCAGAUUUGCAAGAGAAAAGAGAAAAACUUAUUAUUCAAGGUGCAAAGAAUCGCGCUGCGCUUAAACAAGUAGAAGAUGACAUAUUGCGUACACUUCAAGAAUCUAAAGGAGAUAUAUUAGAAGAUGAAACUGCGAUCGAAGUCUUAGAUUCGUCGAAAUUGUUAGCUAUAGAUAUUACUAAAAAACAGGAAGCUAGUUUAGAAACGGAAGAAAUAAUUGAAAAGUUUAGACUAGGCUAUCGUCCCAUGGCAUCACAUUCGGCCGUUUUAUAUUACUGCGUAACUGAGCUGCCUAAUGUAGAUCCAAUGUAUCAAUAUUCAUUGUCUUGGUUCAUAAAUUUGUACAUUAUGUCGAUAGAGAAUGCAAACAAAUCAAAAGAUUUAGAAAAGCGAUUGAAAUUUUUAAAGACUACGUUUACGUAUAAUCUAUACAGUAAUGUGUGUAGAUCGCUCUUUGACAAACAUAAAUUGAUGUUUUCAUUUAUAAUGUGUUCUAAAAUGAUGUUGGCUGCAAAUGAAAUGAACUACGAUGAAUAUAUUUUUCUUAUUACUGGUGGAAUUGCGGUUGAAAAUAUAUUUAAGAAACCAAUAGACUGGUUAUCCGACAAGUCAUGGGAUGAAAUAUGUAGAUUAAACGAUCUUCCCAACUUUAAUGGCAUCAAGGAAAAUGUAGUAAAAGAUGUGGUAAAAUGGAAAGAAUUUUAUGAUGACUUAGAACCACAUAGUAAAAGCCUGCCAGAAGCUUGGGAAAGUAAGUUAAAUAAAUUUCAAAAGCUAUUAAUUAUAAGGGUUAUAAGACCCGACAAGUUAACAGUAGCUAUUUCAAAUUUUGUUGAUCUAAGUAUGGGUUCUAAAUACGUUACUCCGCCUCAAUUUGACAUUGGCAAGUCCUUUAGCGAUUCAAAUUGUUUGGCUCCACUGAUAUUUAUACUGUCUGCAGGAUCAGACCCUAUGAGCUCUUUGGAAAAGUUUUGUGAGAAAAUGGGCUAUUCUCAUAGAUUUAAUUCUAUGUCCUUAGGACAAGGUCAGGGUCCUAUCGCCAGAGCUAUGAUCGAACGAGCGCAACUCGAAGGAGGAUGGAUAUGUUUACAAAAUUGUCACUUAGCAGCCUCGUGGUUACCGGAUCUAGAAAAACUUGUUGAAAGUUUUGAUUUAACUAAUACCGACCUUAAUUUCAGACUUUGGUUAACUAGCUAUCCAACAGAUAGCUUUCCGCAGUCUAUACUUCAAAUAGGAGUUAAAAUGACCAAUGAACCACCAACAGGAUUACAACAUAACUUAAACAGAUCUUAUUUAUCUGAACCGGUAAAGGAAAAAGAAUUUUUUGAAGGCUGUCCUGGGAAGGAAAAGAUAUUCAGUAAACUUCUAUACGGAAUCAGCUUUUUCCACGCUGUCGUUCAAGAAAGAAAGAAAUUCGGCCCUUUAGGAUGGAACAUUCAAUAUGGUUUUAAUGAUUCUGAUUUUCACAUUUCUGUUAUGCAAUUACAACUAUUUUUAAAUCAGUAUGAAGAAAUUCAAUUUGUAGCUAUAAAAUAUUUAACAGGAGAAUGUAACUAUGGUGGUAGGGUAACAGAUGACUGGGAUAGAAGAUUAUUAAACACUAUUUUAGAUGACUACGUUAAUACUGAUGUAGUAAGUAAUCAGAAUUAUUUAUUCUGUGACAUCGGGACACAGUAUGGUCUUCCACGUCGAUGUGAAUAUCAAGAUUAUUUGAAACAUAUUGAAAUUGUACCGGUUAAUCCACCUCCAGAAGUUUUUGGAUUAAACACGAAUGCGGGUAUCACUAGAGAUCUAGCAAUAUCGAUGGAUUUGACAAACGAUUUAGUUCUAGUAGAGGGAACCGGGGGCGGAGGCGAGAGUGGUAAUACUGAAACUAUUAUUAUGAAAAUGGCUACGGAAAUUUUGUCCAAACUGCCGCAAAGCUUUGAUAUAGAGACUUCCCAAAAAAAAUACCCUGUAGAUUACAAUGAAUCCAUGAACACUGUGCUCAUUCAGGAAAUGGAGCGGUUUAAUAAAUUGUUACAUGAAAUGAGGAUGUCUCUGUUGGACCUACAAAAAGCUAUCCAAGGUUUCAUUGUCAUGUCCCCGGCUUUAGAUAGCCAAUACUACUCAAUGUUGGUGGGCAGAAUUCCAGACAAUUGGCAGAAAGUUUCUUAUCCUAGCUUAAAGCCGCUACCGAGUUACGUCUCCGAUUUCGUAGAAAGGUUAGCGAUGCUAGAGAAAUGGUACCAAAACGGAAAACCACCCACGUUUUGGCUCUCCGGUUUCUUCUUUACACAAGCUUUCCUUACUGGCUCUAUGCAAAACUACGCAAGAGCUAAUAAAAUUCCAAUUGAUUGGUUAGUGUUCGACUUUGAAGUACUCAAUGUAGAUUACAUGGGAAUGCCGCCGGAGUGGGGUAUAUACGUUCAUGGUCUGUUUAUGGAUGGCUCCAGAUGGAACAGAGAGAAAUCCGUCGUAGAUGAGCAGCAUCCUAAAAUUUUAAACGAUGUACUGCCCGCAAUUUGGAUGUUUCCCAAGUUGAAAAAAGAUUUUCAAGAAGGUGAAAGAUACAAAUGCCCUCUUUACAAAACUUUGGAAAGGAAAGGUGUUCUGGCGACAACUGGUCACUCGUCCAAUUUUGUUUUAGCAUUUUAUUUACCAUCUGACAAACCCUCGACGCAUUGGAUAAAACGCAGUUCAGCUUUAAUUUUACAAUUAGAUAAUUAAAUCUGCAUAAUUAGGCCCCAGCAUUAAGUAGUUUAGCGUUUUUAUAUUAUGAUUUAUGCCUUAACCCUUUUAAGUUGUUGAUUAGAUUUUAGUGAAUAAAAUACAUUUAGUGAAAUACUCGAUUAUUUAAUAAUUUACAUUAUUAAAUUAUUCCUCUACAUUA